This is a messenger RNA of Etheostoma spectabile (orangethroat darter), 1875 nucleotides long. Its product is annotated as protocadherin alpha-7-like. Gene Ontology annotation, molecular function: calcium ion binding. The transcript has a single exon. The record is from RefSeq and is a predicted model, not a curated record. The coding region runs from base 235 to 1875 and encodes 546 amino acids. Gene Ontology annotation, cellular component: plasma membrane. Lineage: Eukaryota; Metazoa; Chordata; Actinopteri; Perciformes; Percidae. Gene Ontology annotation, biological process: homophilic cell-cell adhesion.
UUGUGUUGCUCAUUCGGCCCAGGCCCUGCCCAUCUCUGGAUUAUGUCUUAUGGAGGUGGUAUGCUGACGGAGUACACAUCGUAGGCUAUGUAUCAAGCAACAUGGAUAGUGGUUAAUAUUUAUAUGCAAAAACUUUUAUUUGAGAAUCGUGAAAUGGAUUUAAUCAUACUUGGUCGAUGAGCAAUUGGAUCACUGUAUUUGCGUGAAAGAAAGCCUUCGCUUUUUUGCUUCAAAAUGGGAGAACGAGGACAAAGGCUCCGAGUGAACUGCUGGUGUGUUGCCGGGAUUUUGUUGCUUUGCUUUGGGAAACGAAUUUGUGCUCAGCUUAGAUACUCUGUUCCAGAAGAAGUACAAGUGGGAUCCCCUGUUGGAAAUGUUGCCAAGGAUUUAGGGCUUGACCUUAGCACUUUGAAAGACAGGCGGUUUCGCAUUGUUUCGGGACCCAACCAUGCACUGUUUCUGUUAAAUCAAAACACUGGAGUGUUGUAUAUUGGAAAGAUUACAGACCGCGAGGAGCUAUGCGAUGGAAUCAAGGUUUGUUUGAUAAACCUGAAAAUUGUUGUAGAAAGCCCACUGGAAAUACAUUACGUUGGUGUUGAAAUAACAGAUGUCAAUGACCAUUCACCGACUUUUCCAGAAAGCGAACAACGACUGGAAAUAGCAGAGCAUACUCCUCCAGGUACUCGUUUCCAAAUUCAUGCAGCUAGAGACCCUGAUGUCGGUACACAGUCAGUCCGGUUAUAUAGGUUGAGCUCAAAUGAGUUUUUUGAUAUAGAAAUCAGAGACAGCGAGGAGGACAAGAUACCGUUUUUAGUAAUUAAAAAGCCUUUAGAUAGGGAGCAAAGGGCAGAACACCGUUUAGUGUUAACGGCUCUUGAUGGAGGCAGUCCGUCGAAAUCUGGGAGCCUUAAUUUAACUAUUACCGUGCUAGAUGCAAAUGAUAAUCGCCCUGUGUUCAGCAAAGACAUAUAUACUGUGUCAUUAAAUGAAAAUGCCCCGAUAGGAACUCUUGUAUUACAAUUAAACGCUUCAGAUUUAGAUGAUGGUUCUAAUAGCGAAAUUGAAUACAUGUUUGGGAAAACCCAAAAGAAAAAAGUGCAUGACACAUUUGAAUUAGAUAGCGUCACUGGUGAAAUUCGAGUGAAAGGAACAGUGGACUUUGAGGACACAGAAAUGUACAGACUAGAUCUGCAGGCUUCAGAUAAAGGCCAACCACCUUGGACGGCCGAAAGUAGAGUUGUGAUAAAAAUAAAGGAUGUGAACGAUAAUCAGCCAAACAUCGAAGUAACAUCAUUGUCCAAUGUAGUCCCCGAGGAUUCAAAGCCUGGCACGGUUAUCUCCCUCAUCAGUGUUACAGACAGAGAUUCUGGGGUUAAUGGCAAAGUUAUUUGUAAAAUCUUAGAUAAUGUUCCGUUUGAUUUGACGCCAUCCAUUGAAGAAAACAUGUACUCUCUUGUCACAAAAGGGCGUUUAGACAGAGAAAUUGUGUCCCAUUAUGACAUCACAAUAACAGCUACCGACUGUGGUGAACCUCCACUUUCCACUGUUAAAACCUUGAGUGUCCAGGUGUCAGAUGUAAAUGACAACAGACCACUUUUCAGUCAGGAUCCAUUUGAACUUUAUUUGGAAGAAAACAAUGCCCCGGGCGCAUCAAUAUUUUCUGUAAGUGCUGCUGAUAAUGAUCUGAAUGAAAAUGCAGCAAUAGCAUACCACAUUGUGAGAGGUGAUGGGCAGCAUCGCGAUGUAACAUCUUUCCUAAAUGUAAAUUCUGAUAACGGACACAUUUCAGCGCUAAAAGGUUUCGACUUUGAAACUCUGAAAACGUUCCAGUUCCAAGUUGUUGCCAGGCCACAGAUUCUGGAACUCCGUCACUAA